Daphnia magna is the source of this 1696-nucleotide messenger RNA. RefSeq names its product phosphatidylinositol N-acetylglucosaminyltransferase subunit A (gene PIG-A). The transcript has 10 exons. The record is from RefSeq and is a predicted model, not a curated record. NCBI's taxonomy places the organism in Eukaryota, Metazoa, Arthropoda, Branchiopoda, Diplostraca, Daphniidae. Gene Ontology annotation, molecular function: phosphatidylinositol N-acetylglucosaminyltransferase activity. Gene Ontology annotation, cellular component: glycosylphosphatidylinositol-N-acetylglucosaminyltransferase (GPI-GnT) complex. Gene Ontology annotation, biological process: GPI anchor biosynthetic process. The coding region runs from base 119 to 1408 and encodes 429 amino acids.
AGGAUACCAGUUUUCAAUUUUCAGUUUUUUGCACUAAUUUCCCGAGCGUUGAAGCACCUGGUCAGAAGAGGCUGCUAUUAUAUAUGUUUUGAUUCUUUUUAACUGUCAAAAACUCAAAAUGAGACAUGUGAUAUGCAUGGUCUCAGAUUUCUUUUAUCCGAACUUGGGAGGAGUCGAGUCUCACAUUUUCACUCUCUCACAAUGUCUGAUAAAGCUCGGGCACAAAGUUGUUGUCAUCACUCAUUCUUACGGAAACAGGGUCGGUGUACGCUAUAUGACGAAUGGCCUUAAAGUAUAUUACCUUCCUGUCAAAACUAUGCAUGACCAAGUUGUUCUUCCAACUCUUUUUGCUUCCUUGUCCAUUUUCCGCAACAUUUUCAUCAGGGAAUGUAUUGAAAUAGUCCACGGUCAUUCUGCAUUUUCAACCUUAGCACACGAAGGUAUUUUAAUAGCAAGAUUGUUAGGUCUCAAGGCUGUUUUCACUGAUCAUUCCUUAAAUGGGUUUGCUGAUGUAUCUGCCAUCCUAACAAACAAACUUCUUGAAAUCACAUUGUCAGGCAUUAACCACUGCAUAUGUGUUUCACAUACAGGGAAGGAAAACACAGUUUUAAGAGCAAAAGUACCUGCUAACUAUGUAUCAGUGAUACCAAAUGCAACAGAUACAACACUAUUUAAACCAGAUGUAUCAAGAAGGGAUAAAGAUAAAAUAACAAUUGUGGCUUUAAGCAGGCUAGUCUACAGAAAAGGUAUUGACUUGCUGGCCUCUGUAAUUCCUAUUAUUUGUAAAAAAUAUCCUAAGGUUCACUUUCUGAUUGGCGGUGACGGGCCUAAGCGGAUUGUACUUGAACAAGUUCGGGAAAAAGAAGCUUUACAUGAAAGAGUGUCGUUACUUGGGGCACUAGACCAAUCUGAAGUACACGAGACGCUGCUGCAAGGUCACAUUUUCCUAAAUACAUCCCUAACCGAAGCCUACUGCAUCGCUAUCGUGGAAGCUGCAGCAUGUGGUUUGCAGGUGGUUAGCACUAAAGUCGGUGGUAUUCCUGAGGUUCUCCCACCUGACAUGAUUCGUAUGGCUCAGCCCAACGUCAACGCAAUCGUUUCAGCUUUGGAUGACGCCAUCGACUCCCACCUGAAAGGAACUUGUAUGUCCCCAUCGGCUUGUCAUCAAUUCAUUCAUCGCACCUACAACUGGCUCGACAUUGCCACGCGGACGCAACUAGUUUACGACAAUGUGAAAAAGCAGCAAAAUUCUUCGGUUGGAAAAUUGUUACGCAGAUAUCGAACCUGUGGACCCGUCGCUGGGCCUUUUUUCGUUCUGAUUUUUACUAUAUGCCACAUACUAUUGCAGUUUUUCGAGUGGCUUUAUCCGCGUCAUUUGAUCGACAUCGCGCCAGACUAUAAUGGAUGAGAAAAGCGUAAAAGCUACGAACCUUUGCGUCAGAAACAACAAACAAACACCUUAAAGAUUCCUACUGCCUUUACCGCUGUGCGGUUGGCGAGAGGAUGCUUAUAAGGUAUUAGACCCGGUGUCGCACCUAUAUUUAGUCAUGCUCGCAAGGUCUCAGUUUUUCUGGAUAUCGGGCUACAACUACAAAAUGCCCGCGAAAUUAUGUUGUAGCUUGUUAUCUACGUGUUUGUCGAAAUCCGUGUAACUGAAUUGCACUUGAUUUUAAUAGUAAAAAUUUUAAUUUGAAAA